GGUGGUUGGAGAGGCAGCUUGGCCAGAAAGCUGAGACACUGUGCAAUGUUACCUGCUGAAUAAUAGAGGAACAGAGAUCCUGCUGGCCAGGGAAUGUGAUCCUGGUAGGCAGAGCUGAUAAGACAUCUGAGCUCCCAGCAGCUGCAUUAACAACUGCAGAGAAGGAGCCUUCCUGCUAAUUACUCUGCACAGUGCAGGCUAUUGAAGGCAAAGUCAGAGCAGCAGCAGCUCUCCAAACCCAAAAGCUGCCCAAAUAGGGUCUCCUGGGCGUGGAAAAAAAGGAUCCGUGGACAGCACCUACCAAAAGGAGAGGGGAGGAAUGGCUUUAGAGCUCUGGGAAUGAGGGGGACAGUGUGAACUAGGUCAGGGACACAGCACCAGAGAGCAGCCAGCUCAAGGGCAAAGCUGGGCAGAGCCAAGAGAGCAGUCCGAAGUUUCCAAAGUGACCAAGCAGAGAGAUCCUUCCUUUGACUGGUGCUGCAGAGCCCUCUCUCCACUCUGGUGGCAGGUACCUGCUGGCCUUGUCACUGAAGGUCCCACAAAGGUCAUCUCCAUGUCCAGAGGAGGGGAGAUAGUAUAUAUCCCGGAUGACUCUGACUUCAGCUCAUUCAGGGACCAGUGUGAGAAAUCUGAGGGCUGGCACUGCCAGUACAACAAAGGCAGCGUGACAGUUUGGAGUCAUGGACAGCAGGAGAGCAGGACGGUGCAGAAGAUCAAGAUGCGGAUCUCCUGCAAAGAUGUUUCUGCAGAAACGCUUUAUGAUGUGCUGCAUGACACCCACUACCGCAAAAAAUGGGACUCCAACAUGAUCGAGACCUACGACAUUGGGCGCCUGACAGUCAAUGCCGACGUGGGAUACUACUCCUGGAAAUGUCCAAGCCCCCUGAAGAACAGGGACUUUGUCACCCUGCGCUCCUGGCUGCCCCUUGGCAAUGACUACAUGAUCAUCAACUACAGUGUCAAGCAUCCGAAGUACCCACCCCGGAAGGACUUUGUGAGAGCCAUGUCCCUGCAGACAGGCUACCUGAUUAAGUCAAAUGGAGCCAACAGCUGCAUCCUCUACUACCUCACCCAGGUGGACCCCCGAGGCUCAUUACCAAAGUGGGUGGUGAACAAAGUUUCCCAGUUUGUGGCACCAAAGGCUAUGAAAAAGAUCUACAAGGCAGGGUUGAAGUACCCAGAGUGGAAACGGAAGCACAACCCCACCUUCAAGCCCUGGGUGUACCCAGAGCAAAACACACUGCCCAGCGUCAGUCUGGCUGAGCUGUCCCUGCAGCAUGCUGAUUCCCUGGAGAACAUUGACGAAAGCAACCUAUCUGAGGAGAGGAUGCACAUCAGUGAUGAUGAAGCCUGAGCAAGCCUCCUGCUGCCAUGUGCCUGCCAGCAGGACUGGAGACAGCCUUGUCCUUUCCCCACUUUCCCUUACAUCUCUCACUGGGGUAGGACUGGGUACCCAUCACCCUGCAUCUGCAAGAGCCUAGCAAUGCUCACAGGCAUACUUGCAGUUGUGUCUUCAGUGCUCUUAGUAGAAGUGUCUUCUUCAGGAUCUGUCCCUAGUGUUCUCUUGUACAUGGAGCAGGAAAUUGUUCUAGCACCUGCUAUGCACACAGCCCUGUGCCAGGGCAGAAAGAACUGCCCUGAGCUACUGCCACAUGCACAGAGCCCUGCUUUGGAAGGGAGAGAAUUGCUCUUCCUCCCAAGCUUCCCUGCUGUUCCUGCUUUCCCCCAUCCAUACUCAAGUCCUCUGCUGAGGAGUGAAAGAACUGCCCUCACCUGUCCUGGACAUGGACUAUGUGCUGAGGAAGGGAGAACUGGAUAAGCUUUGCCUGGGCAGAGGUGGCCAUGUGGAGCACCCCCAAACCAGGUGGCACAGAGGUGGCUGUGACAGCACAUCACCCCACAGAGUCCCAGGGGCUGGAGUGGUUCAGGGUAUGUCCAGGGUUUGGCAAAGCAGGGAGGAGGUACAAAUGGGGUGCUCCUAGCCUUUGGCUAUUCCUUUGCUGCCACUGGUCCUAAAGUGGCCCUGGAAAUGGAGGCACAGUAAGGGUUACUCUAACUAGCAUGGCCCAGAGUUGGGAAGACACAAACAGAAUCCCUCUAUCCAUCCCCAGGAUCUGCAGUGGUGCAGGAAUGGCUUAGCAUCCUUAUUUCCCCUAUCUGAUUCUCAGCCUCUCUCCCCAGCCAGAUGCACAACCAAGAGAGUCCCGUUCCAGGACAUGGCAGGCAUGUUCACUCAGCCUUGAUUAGCUCUCAGUUCUGGAAUGCACCUGAAGCCCAACUUCCUGGUAUCUAGCCAAUUCCAGAAGGGGUGCUGCAGUCCAGCUACAGCUCUGGGGCUUUGCCAGCAGCAUGGUGGGGGUGAGGCUGGGAUUCACUCUGAGAGUGGGAUCCUGAGCCAGUGCAGAGGCCAUUCAAAUUACAUUUACUCUGGACCUGUAUUGACAUUUCUCUUGUAGGUUGUU
This is a messenger RNA of Alligator mississippiensis (American alligator), 2462 nucleotides long. Its product is annotated as START domain-containing protein 10. The record is from RefSeq and is a predicted model, not a curated record. The coding region runs from base 554 to 1354 and encodes 266 amino acids. NCBI's taxonomy places the organism in Eukaryota, Metazoa, Chordata, Crocodylia, Alligatoridae. The transcript is spliced from 6 exons. Gene Ontology annotation, molecular function: lipid binding.